GCUAUGUUCUUGGAUCUUUCUUUCUUUCUUCCUUCUUCUUCAUCAAAACCCAGAUGUCCAACAAAGAAAAGGGUCAAUAUUGAGCGAUGAUGGCGACAACUUCCUCACCGGCGACGUUCAUCCACCUGAAAAGCCCUUUCAUGCUUCUCAUCUUCACUUUCCCUCUUUUCUUCUUUAUCUUCACAUUCAUCUUGCCUCUAGGUAAACAAGCACUUCAACCCACAUUUGUAAAUCACUACGACGAUCUCGGCCUCUACUCAGAUCCAUCAUCCCCUCCCACUUCCCCGCCAGAGAAGGAACCACUAGUACUGAAUAACAACAAGAACAAGAACAAGAACAGUUCUUUGAUUUCAGAACCUGAAUCUGACAAUAACAGGGAUGCAAAAUCUUCAGAUGAUGAUUCAGGAAAUAAUGGGUUAUUGAUCAAAUCAGGAGAUAUGAUGACUGAAGUCAUCCAAACUACUGAAAAUGAGAAACCCAUAUUCACCGACAAUACUGCUGUAAAGACAUUUCUGAAAACAUCAAAAGAUUGCGAUUUGUAUGAUGGGAAUUGGGUGAAAGACGAAGAACAUCACCCGAUUUACAAACCCGGGUCUUGUCCUUACGUUGACGAGGCGUUCGACUGUCAAAACAAUGGAAGACUCGAUGAAGAUUACAUGAGAUGGCGAUGGAAACCCAACGGCUGCGAUCUCCUUAGGUUUAAUGCAAGUGACUUCUUGAUGAGAUUAAGAGGUAAAAGGCUGAUGUUGGUUGGGGAUUCCAUGAAUAGAAAUCAGUUUGAAUCUCUCCUAUGCGUUCUUCGCGAAGGUCUUCAGAAUAAAAGUGAAAUGUAUGAGGUUCAUGGUUACAAGAUUACAAAAGGGAGAGGUUUCUAUAUCUUCAAAUUUCCUCAACAUAACUGCACUGUUGAAUUUGUUCGGUCUCAUUUCCUUGUUAAAGAAGGGACCAGGAUUAAUGGAGAUGGGAAUUCGAAUCCAACCCUUUCAAUUGAUCAAAUUGACAAGUCAGCCAACAGGUGGAAGAAAGCUGACAUUCUUGUCUUCAACACCGGCCAUUGGUGGACUCAUGGUAAAACUGCCCGUGGGAAAAACUACUAUAAAGAAGGUGACUUUAUAUAUCCUCAGUUUGAUGCAUUGGAAGCUUAUAGGAAGUCUUUGAAAACAUGGGCAAGUUGGAUUGAUAAUAAUCUUAAUCCUGACAAUAACUUGGUUAUCUACCGUGGUUAUUCAUCUGCCCAUUUUAGGGGCGGUGAUUGGGAUUCGGGUGGAUCAUGUAAUGGAGAAAAGGAACCCAUUUCGACGAUAACAGGUUCUUUUCUCGAUACUUAUCCCAUUAAGAUGAAGAUAACUGAAGAGGUGAUCAAGGAGAUGAAAGUUCCUGUUGUGCUUUUGAACGUCACACACUUGACUAAUUUUCGAAAGGAUGGACACCCUUCUGUAUAUGGAAAGAAUCUGACCAGUGGUAGGAAGGUAUCAAACCGACGCCAAGAUUGUAGCCAUUGGUGCCUUCCCGGUGUGCCAGAUGCUUGGAAUGAACUUAUUUAUGCGGUUUUGAUUUCCCAUCAGGCUAAUAAGGUUGCUGCCCCAGAAGAUGAUCAACAAUGAAUAUAUUUGUGUAACUCGUCCACGUUGGAAUGGGACAUGUUUUUGUUUGCAUAAACAGAAAUCAUUGUUGUUGUUGUUGUUUCCGAAAUUGUACUUUUGUUUCUUAAACUGUUAACUAUUAGUCAAUUGUUAUAAUAUUUUGGUUGAUAA
Molecule: messenger RNA, 1754 nt
Organism: Impatiens glandulifera
Lineage: Eukaryota; Viridiplantae; Streptophyta; Magnoliopsida; Ericales; Balsaminaceae
Product: protein trichome birefringence-like 5
Exons: 4
Coding region: 87-1604 (505 amino acids)
Cellular component (GO): Golgi apparatus
Molecular function (GO): O-acetyltransferase activity
Source: RefSeq, a predicted model, not a curated record